AAGCGGAUGACACUGACACGUGAGAGACCUUGCUUGGGUUGCUCUUGGAAACCUUUCAAAGCCUGGGCUCGGUACACAGGUUCCACCCACCCAUGAUUCUUCUAUGGAUCACUGUGGACUCUAGAGCAAGACCGAGAAACUUCCUGAAAGAGCGGAAGCACGAGUUCUCUGUGGACAUGACUUGCGAAGGCUGUGCGGAGGCGGUGUCCCGUGUCCUCAACAAGCUGGGAGGAGUUCAGUUCAGCGUUGACCUGCCCAGCAAGAAGGUCUGCAUCGACUCUGAGCACAGCGUGGACACCCUGCUGGCGACCCUGAAUAAGACAGGCAAGGCCGUGUCCUAUGUGGGCCCCAAGUAGCCCCCCACGUGGGCUGAAGCGCAAGACCAGGUGAGGCUCCCGUCCCUCAG
Messenger RNA from Octodon degus (degu), 406 nucleotides. RefSeq names its product antioxidant 1 copper chaperone (gene Atox1). Gene Ontology annotation, cellular component: cytosol. The coding region runs from base 93 to 356 and encodes 87 amino acids. Gene Ontology annotation, molecular function: metal ion binding; copper chaperone activity. Gene Ontology annotation, biological process: copper ion transport. The record is from RefSeq and is a predicted model, not a curated record. NCBI's taxonomy places the organism in Eukaryota, Metazoa, Chordata, Mammalia, Rodentia, Octodontidae. The transcript has 3 exons.